UGGGCACUGAAACCAUGCAGCAAGGGAUUCCUUUUGCAUGGCCUGAACUUUCUCCACCAGAACCACAGUUCAACAAAGAAUCAGGAUGAGCAAAGGCUUUCAGCCAUUGAGAAGAUUCUCACAGAAGUUUUAAAAUAUGCCAAGGACAAAGAAAGAAAAGGCAAAAAUUAAAGGAGCUUCCUUGUCUAUUGUUCCUGUUCUUAAAAAGUUCCUGAAAACCUAUGAAAAGCACUGUGUCCAGUCUCAGACUUCUGUGUGCCCAGCUAUCAAGAAGGCCUUGAAAAUCAGCAUAGAGAAUGAACAGAUUCUCAGGAAGUUGACGCUCGUAAGCCCUGGCGUCUCCCCAACAGGCUUCCCAGAAGUUUCUCUUGAACCUUUGCUUAAGACAAUUCGAGAUGAACGUUACAUGCUGGGAAGAGAACUUUGCAUCUGGGGGAUGAAGCUGAAAAAUUCAGAUGUUGCAAGCCUAGCCAUACUUCUAGAGCUGCAAGGACGUACCAUGUACCCAUUUUCUACUCUAGAAAUCAUUAACAGCCAAAUGGAUCUGUGGUCUUUGGAGAGACUGGGCAAGUCUUUCCUUUCCAGCAAUUUGCUCUCAAUUAUAUUGGAUUACAACAAGUUUAUAAAUGAAGGUGUUGACAUUCUUAUGGCCGGCCUGGAAAAAAACCAGAAGCUUAAGAUUCUCAGCCUGCGUUAUUGCAAUCUGGGACCAAGUAGUGGCUCAAAGCUGGGCUGGGCAGUUAGCCAAAGUUCCAUUUGUGAACUUUAUCUUAAUGGUAAUUACUUACAAUGUUCUGGGGCUUUGGCUCUCAUUAAACACAUAGCAGAAUUUGCAGAAACCCAGGGGAAAGACAGGAGAAAAAAGAUCUUGCGAUACCGAAGAAGCUCAUCUCAACAAGUGCUUCCAGGAAUCAAGAAAAAUAAAAAAGGAUCUUCUGAAAUUGGUCCUUGGUUAAUCAAGCUGAAUUUGGCUGACAAUGGCAUAGAUGGAAGAGGAAAAGAAGGAGAAAGAGGUGUAUUGAAAUUCAUUCAACUUUUAACACAUCUUAUAAAAUAUUCUGACCACUUAAGAGAAAUAGAUCUUGGCAAUAAUGUUCUGGGAGAAAGUGCUGCUAUUGAUAUACUAGAAGCAUUAAAGGAGAGAAAAAAAGGUAAACUGUCAAACUUAGAAAUUAUAGUCACUCCACAGAUUUCUUCAGAUAUCUUCAGAUCCAUUUGGAAUAACAGUAAGAAAUUUGUUUCUGCCCAAAAGAAAAAGAAGAUAAGUAAAGAAUAGUCCAUGUGUUUGGACCAAAAUCCGAAUAUAAACUCCAUUUAUUCCCAUGGACAAACUGUUAUGGAUAUAAAGACAACGUGAAUGAGAAAUAACAUUACUAAAUAAGAGUAAUUUUACGACUGAGGAAAAAUACACUUUUCUUAUAUUACACUUAUCACAUUUAUAAAAAGUUGCUUUGCCAAAGGAAACUCAGUAAAACAAAUUAAAUCUU
Messenger RNA from Antechinus flavipes (yellow-footed antechinus), 1487 nucleotides. RefSeq lists its product as uncharacterized. Gene Ontology annotation, molecular function: protein binding. The record is from RefSeq and is a predicted model, not a curated record. NCBI's taxonomy places the organism in Eukaryota, Metazoa, Chordata, Mammalia, Dasyuromorphia, Dasyuridae. The transcript has 10 exons. The coding region runs from base 137 to 1276 and encodes 379 amino acids.